Molecule: messenger RNA, 597 nt
Organism: Meloidogyne enterolobii
Lineage: Eukaryota; Metazoa; Nematoda; Chromadorea; Rhabditida; Meloidogynidae
Source: the annotation of a GenBank genome assembly
AUGGUACAAAGUAACUACAUUGACUCCUUCGUCCACAUAGCCAAAGGCAUAUAUAAACUGCAAAUAGAUAUCCCUCCAUCGGAGCGUGAACUAAUUUCGACUUUCGAACAGUCCUAUUAUGGCCAAUAUUUUAAUAUGACUGAAUCAAACGAUUUAAUUGGAAUUAUUGUUCAAUUCCUUAACUGUAAAUGUGUUAAAGCUGCAUGCUCACGGCUAAUGGAAUUUUAUGUGCCAGACAAUACUACUUACCUUUUGAGCCAAGUCUCCAGAAUAAUACAUCCAGAAUACAGCCCUUCACUUGAUGAUAUAAUCAGAGCUAGGGCUUCAACUAAAGGGAUUUAUGAAAUUAUUUUCUCUUUCAGGCAGUUUACCAUAAGGUUAAUUGAUGUAGGCGGUCAGAAAACAGAACGUCGAAAAUGGAUUCAUUGUUUUGAGGGUGUCACCGCUAUUUUAUUUAUUGUUUCACUUGCAUGUUACAAUAAUGUAUUGGAGGAAGAUGCAAAUAUUGUGGGUUAUUUAAAUUUAAAAUCUCAUUAUUGUCAAGAAGUCGGGAAAAUUUUCCUUAAUAUCAAGAAGCGUAUACACUGCUCCACAUAA